This is a messenger RNA of Lachancea dasiensis, 1965 nucleotides long. The record is from the annotation of a GenBank genome assembly. NCBI's taxonomy places the organism in Eukaryota, Fungi, Ascomycota, Saccharomycetes, Saccharomycetales, Saccharomycetaceae.
AUGUGGGUUAGGUGUUUCUCGUUAUUCGCUUCAUCAGUUCUACUCUUGCAAGUUCGGGACUCCUCACGAAGUUCUAUUCACUCGCUUGUCAAAAAUAUCAACAUUCAGGCUUCACCAACCAUGAGAUGUUUCAGCGGCCUUUUGGCACUUGCCAGUGUCGCUUCGCAGGUUAGGGCUGUGGUAUCCAACUCUUCGAGUGCGGUAAAGAUUACAAACAAUAUCCUCUCAACUACAACUGGUAAUAGCACUUCCUACAGCGAUUCGUACGUCUUCCUGUCGAUUACUGAGAUCCAGCUCACUAGCCCUGUCAACGGCAUAACCUUCGAAAUCGAUCCUGCUCUCGGAGGAGUUCCUUCAGCGGUAUCCGAUGGAGGCGAUACCUUCAAGUUUGAGUAUGGCACAGCAGUCUACGACAACGGAAAUGUCACUGUCAACUUCACCUCCGUUCCACCUUCGGGACGCUAUAACUUGACUUUCCCUUGCUUCAUAGGCCAGGAUUCUAACCAGGAGCAGGGCCAGCACACUUACCAAACUGAAUACGGGAAUGAGGCGUUGAAAAACACUAUUGAUUAUGUCGCAAUGCCAAGCGACACUCCCGUAUUCAAUAGCAUUGAGUAUGACGCCGAGCAAGAACAGGCGUACUUCUAUUUGAACAUUCCCAAAGCGGCCUAUCUCGGAGGUUUCACUUUCAACACCACCGGUCCCAAGGAAUAUUCUUACAUCAGCGAUUCUUUUGACUUCGGGUUUGUGAGAACCCCAGAUGGCUCUGACAGCUUUAACGACCCGGCGAAUACGGCCAGUACCUUGGACAGUGUCUAUCCUCAGUAUUAUACUCUCGAUACUGCGUCUGGCGGUGUCGAUUUCCGGUACAAUGGGAGCAUCACCACAGAGACCACCAGCGAAGCUGGUUCUGAUAUUAGCUACAUUGGCGCCUAUAUCAAAUUCGAGGUUACACCUCCCACAGGUACGAAUGUGUUUGAGUUGGAUGCCACCUUAGCUUUCAGCGGCAACUCUGGGAAACAAGACUUGACGUACUCUUUCAAAAACUACGGCUACGGCCCCGGGUUUUUGGAUGCUGUUGAAAUUCCUUCUGUGUCUGUUUCCAGUGGGAGCUCUGAUUCAUCUUCGUCCUCCUCUUCGGGUUCGAGCACCGCCCCAUCUUCGUCCCCUGUUUCGGGCUCGAGCACCGUCCCUUCUUCCUCUUCUUUGGCCUCGAGCUCCUCCACAGCCGGUGUCAAUUCCACUGGUUCUUCUGGAUCGAGCACCGCCCCAUCUUCGUCCCCUAUUUCCGGCUCGAGCACCGUCCCUUCUUCCUCUUCUUUGGCCUCGAGCUCCUCUACAGCUGGUUUCAAUUCCACUGGUUCUUCCUCUGCCUCCAGUUAUUCUGGUAAGGCAUCUUCUUCAAGUAGCAGCGCCACUUUGAGCUCUGCAUUUGGUAGUACUUCCGCUUCGUACAAUUUUUCUUCGCAACUCUCUUCAGCAUCCACCUGGACUUUACCUAGCUUCUCGCCUUCACUACUAUCGUCUGCCACUUGGGCUUCUUCAAAUGCUUCUCAGUAUGUGACUACUGCCACUACCGAAGAUAUCUCAACCACGGUGAUUACCACUUGUCCAAUAUGUACUGGCAAAGACAAGACCACCGUCGUUCAAGUAUCUACUAUCACUACAACUGAAAGCGGCCUUGUGACUGAAUACACAACAUUCUGUCCAUUGAGUGCUACGGAGACUUCUUUGUCUAUAUCUUCCGGAUCCACUGUCAGUCCAUCGGUUGCCAUUUCAGAAGUGUCUUCGGGGGUCUAUACAGUCUACACCACUUAUUGUCCAUAUGGAAGUACUUCAGGCCUUCCACAAUCUCAUGUGAAACCUACAAGUACUGCAGCUGAAGUGUCAGAGUAUGAAGGAGCUGCUGUGUCGGUAGCCUAUAACUUUGUGGCAAUGAUUUUUUCAUUUUUUGCGCUCAUUUGA